CGUGGAAAGGGAAAUAUGGAUUUCAGUCGCGAAAGAAUCGCCAAGGGAUUACCUCUGGGCUUUGUUUUCUCUCACGGUUCCUCUAAGGGUUAACUAAAACCCUUUUAAAGGUUUGUUAGGAUUUCCAAGUUCAUAAUUUAAGAAAAAAAUUUUAACUAACUCACAAGAAUUGACAAGCAGCUUUUGCAACCAAUGUCCUAAUCAUUUUGCUAGCCGUGUAUUCGUGUGAUCUCUACAGAAGGUUUUCAAACAUAAUGUUUCUUCAACGAGCGUAUUAUAGUUAUAUUUCCUGACGGUGAGAGCCUAACAAAUCUCACGAUUUUUAAAUUGCGGCUUACUUAACAUUAAUUUUACUUUAAGAAGAAACAAUUGUUCAUUACAAGUGUCUGACGGCUACUCCUCGUUUCUAAUGACAAUGCUUUUAUUUUGCUUCUCAGAAUUGAGAAUUGCACUAACGCAGUUCAAUUUCUGACUUAUUUUUAUGUCUUGUUGUAUAAGCCGCUAUUCAUUUGUCCUGGUAUAGGAGAAUUAUGACCAUGACAUCUGUUUAUUUUACAGAAAAAAUAAAUGUAUCGUCUAUUUGGAAGAACUGGAAGCCCUUUAGACGAUUAUUGCGUGACUCAAAUCACUGGACCUUUUAGGCAAUGUCACGCACUAUCAGCCCUGAAAGGAUGUAAAUAGAUGUUUGACUUGUUUGUUGAGAUUGUUGGCUAGAUAGUUAGCUGUUUAAAAACGAUAAUGAUGAAAGUUAAUGAUCUAUUUUAGCAAUCAGUACUUUUCUUGAACUGGCAGCUCUUAUAAACUACGGUACAUAAAUAUUUCAAUCUAGCUAAGUCGCAAGCUGACAAACAUGUAAAGGAAGAAAGUUCCUUUGGCCAGUGGAACAGUAAAAAUAAUCAAAGGAGCAAUUUAUGUUAUUUUAAAAUACUAACUAUUCACAAAGUCAACCCUCCAAGUCCUAAGGUUUAGGGAGACUUUUUUACAAAUCAAGUCACCAGCUUGGUCACAACUUGGAGGGUUGAAACUGCAAACAGAAUAGAAAAUAUAUAGAAAUUUUCCUUCACAGAUCAAAAUACAGUGUACAACCUGUGACCAUGCUAAUUGUCUUUUAACUUUUUGCAGGUCCACCAAGCCAGGAGUGGAGCUAUCCAUGCUGCAGAUUGCUGACUUUGGGUAAUGCAGUGGACCUGUUUGAAGUUGUGAAGAUGUUUAGAUUUUUAAAUAUUCAGUUUGUUUAGUGAAUAAUGUAACUGAUUUAUGAGCUACAUUUUGUCUUCCAGAUCUUUUUGCUUGUAAUCAUGGACUCACUGAAAUCAACCUCAGUGAAUAGUAAGUUAAAAGGCUUACUUUUAUGGUAUCAAGUGCUGUUCUAAAUGUAUAACAUGAUAAGUCCAUUUGCUCUUUUAGUAAUCAGGGUUGUCAAAAGUAUCUGGCUGCUGGCGAAAAUUGCUGCCUACUUGGUUUGUAUCAGCCGGCUACUCUGCUUAGCAUUUCUUUACGGAUGAUGUUUUUUAAACAAAAUAUCCCUGAACUAGCCACUUUUUUUGACAACUCAGCCAUCUACUUCAAAACUGAGUAAUCAUAUUUGAUAUCGUAAGUUACUUCAUCGACAUGUUUAACAGCUGCUCCAUUGACUCGUCAAAUUUUUGAUUACCAAAACUGUUUCCACCUGUACUCUAAUUAUACAGCACCUACAUGUAAAGGGGCCAUGGGACUGCUUGAGCAACCGUUCUCCAUUUUACUGGACAACAGAGGUUGAGUCUGUGGGAGUGAAUUGGGUCAAAAAUACCCUAAAAGAAGGAUAGUUUUGACAAAAUUUCAAAAGUACAUGUAACAGCUUAACAUAAGGUCAUGGAAAACUUUAAAGGUCAUGGAAAAAGUUAUUAAAAGUCAUGGAAUUCAAAGAACACAAAGAGUACAAACUUUUUUUGAAAUUAUGUUUUAACCAAAAACUGUUGCUUUAAUUGUGAGCAUUCACUGAGAUUUUACAAGGUUUCACCUCCAUCUUGGAUAUGGCAGAAGUUGGAUGGCAGGUUAUAACUGAAAUAAAUUUGCCAGUUGUUGGUGUCGGUGUUCGAGAAGCUUGAUUUAUGACACUAACUGCCAUAAGUGUGUUGUGAUAGGUUCCAUUGAAAUCUGCUGACCUCAAGAAUUAUGUCCCAGAUAGUCAUAACUUAAGUUAAAAAUGGCAGGCAUAGCAAUAAAGUUGCCCCAACUUUUUCAAGUUUCAAUCCAUGUCCAUCCUUGCCAUUCAUUGCAAUAGAUGAUAGGAAACAGUUUCAUGUAAUGCUUAAAUAACAAAACUAGACCAUUAUUUUUACCGUUUUAGCUUUUUAAGGAGAUAGUAAAUAACCUGACAUAGCCUUCUUGAUUUGUAGGAGUACAGGUGACUGACUUAGGUCCUGAAACUUGACCCCUAACCUUCUUAACACUUUCAGUCACACCCAGACAAGCACAUACAAAUCAAACCUGACCUAAAUCCUAAAGAGCUAUUCCUUUUUUAUAGGUAGUAAAAGAACAAGUUUAAGGAACAACAUUCAUACUAACAAAAUCAUAAUGAUUAAUUUAAAAUUGUAGUAUUAUUAUUGUGUGCCUUGAUUUAUGAGACUUUUUUAAGCCCAGGGUUUUUCAAAAAUUUGUAUAAAUACUACAAUUGUUCAAAACAAUGAAACAAACUUUUGAACACCCUUUAGUUUGCUGUCGGCGCAUCAAACUGACUGUUUUCAUAUUUUAUCCAGGUCAAAAACAUUCUGAAUUUUAUUUAACGACACGCCCUUAGGUACUCAACAAACAUUAAUUAAUAAGGGGAGGCCCCUUACCUUACCUUACCAGUUCAACCCCUCUAUAGCCCUUAAGCUUUGUAUACCAUUUUUGACAGAAUAGGUACUCAGCCUUUCACAUACCUUCCCAUGACAAAUAGUACCCCAGUUCUCAGUUGUCUAAUUUAGAACUUUGCAUCUCUUUUAACUGCUGUAUGUGUACUGUCUUUCAAAUAUGAAUAAAUCACAAAACCAGAACGUAUUCUCGACUUUUUCACGAAUAUAAAAUGAAUCUGUCAGCCUUUUUGGUGUUUUUACAGGCUAAAAUCACAGAUUUCCCUGGCUUUCAUAUUCUUCAGUUAGUGAAACCCCUACCUUUCAUAUACUUGAAACCUGAAAAAGGUACCCCUUCAGGCAAAGCCUUCUCUUAAAAGUCAUUAUAGGGAGUAACCCUGGGACUACAUGUACAUGCCUGCAAAUAAUUUAAAUUCUCUGAUGAGGUCACUGUUUUUACUGGACAAACCAGAAAAGUUGUCAGACAUGCAUUAUAUUUCACUUUAUAAAAUCUUUAGAUUUAAAAGUAUUUAAUUUGUCCAUGCAGUCAUGAUGUCUGACUGCAGGUUGAAUUUCGUUGGAGAUGGGCAAAUUUUUAAGCGACAGUAGUCCAAUGAAUGAUUGUUAUCUUCGGCUUUGAACUAUAAAUAGAACUUUUGUUUAUCGUAUUUUACCUUUUGACAGACUCUGAGUGGAUUAACGAGUGCCAGACACGUCUACGAACGAUUUAUACCACCAAAAACAAAGUCAACAUCAUUCCAUGGGAUGAAGACUAUGCCUUUGAUAUUGAUAAGAUUUACACAGAGUUGUCUUGGCUUAAGGAUCACAGGAAACCCAGUGGAGUGACGCAAACGAAACUUACAGACUACACAGAAAUAUUCAAUAGCGGAAAGCGACUUUUAGUUUACGGCCGGCCAGGUAUUGGUAAAUUCUUUUUAUGGCAAAAUUGCAUGUUUUAACAAAAGCCUUUGAAAACAUCUUGUGUCUGAAGUUUGGUCCCAAUAUCCCAUUUUAAUUUGCCAUCUAAUCCAAUUCUUACUGCCAAAAACCUACGUUCAAAUCCUGCACCAAUUGCAAAAACAACCAUUUUCCUUAGUCCAUGGAUAAUAGAAAUUAGUCUUUCUAUUAUCCAUGCUUAUAAUAGUCUAAAAAUAAAACCCAGUUCUCUUUCUCGCUCGUUAGUUAGAGGCAGCGUGGCCGAGUGGUCAUCGCGUCGGACUGGCAAUCCGGCGGUCCCGGGUUCGAGGCCCUCUCAGGCCACUUGCUGGAUUUGUUCUCGGUCGUCCCGCGUUGAAAUCCGCGGCCACGCUUGCAAAUAGCCAACUGGUUGCCUCCUGCCAGUUGGGGAUUUUAAUCCUGUUAUGUUGUAUUUGAAUUAUUUGUUUCUAAAUAGUUGAGUGGAGUGCCUGUAAACUAGCUGAAUAAGCUAAGUGCACUUUCCACUAUAAACAAGCCUUUUUAAGCCUUUUUUAAGUUCUACCCCCUUGAGGCCCUAUUCACUGAUUCGUGAGUCACUGGUUUGUAAUUUCGUUGAUCCUCACCUGACACUGUAUCUCCAUUGAUUCCCGGCUCAAAAGUCUUAGGGGUAAUAAUCUAUUUUUUAAUUUUUCAGUUGUCUUGGGAAUAUCCUGAAUAAAUUGUUUCUUUUGUUUGUGCUGUUAUCCAGGCGUUGGAAAGACUGUUUUUACCAAGAAAGCCGCUUUUGACUGGUCCCAACAAAGAUUUCAAGGAACGACUGCAGAAGCGUUUGAUCUUGCCUUGCUGAUAAAACUAAGCGAUGUCAGUAAUCUUCACGAUGUUCCGUCCAUUUUAAAGGCUUCUCAACCGCUCGUCAACGACAGCCAAAUUUCCGUGGGUGAUGUGUACGACUACGUUCUUCAUCAUCAAGAACGCGUCUUGCUUAUCUUAGACGGCUAUGAUGAGUACAGCGCUGGAAAGCCAUCGCCUAUUGACGAAAUUUGGAAGAGAAAUCGACUAAGAGAAUGCUGCGUUAUAGUGACCUCAAGGUUAAUGACAACGGACAAGCUGAGAAGUCCCAGUGAUGCCCAGUUUGAGAUAAAAGGGUUUGACGACAAGCGCCAGAAAGAGUUCGCUCGAAGAUUUUUGGAAGAUGAAGAGGAUGUUCAAAAGUUUCACAUCUUUUUAAGGGAACAACACCUUGAAGAGUUGGCGGAAAUUCCUCUUCUUCUGCUAAAUUUGUGUCUUCUCUGGAUGGAUAAAGAGUUACUAACAAAAAACCGAGCAGAAGUCUUCACUCAGUUCAUUCAGACGUUGUUUAAUCACAUGCGUGGAAAACAAUCCCCUGAAUCGAUGUUUAUAAGACGCGAUUACUCAAACGAACUAUGCGAGUUAGGGCGCGUAGCCUUUGAAGCCCUCAUGAACGAUUGCAUUUAUUUUCCAAAAAGUGAAUUAGCUGCCUACGAUUUGAUCGAGAGAUUAAGUGAAGUCGGCCUUUUUCAAGUUUUAAACUUGGCGGGUCUAAAACCUGAAAGGGGCGUGUACUUUAUUCACAAAUCAGUACAAGAGUACCUCGCUGCCAAGUCCCUGAAAGAAGAACUGGUUUCUGAAGAGUUUGAAAGUACACCUUUUCUGUCAAAGUUAAACUCGGUUGAAAAGAUAUUGAAGAUGACGGAAGUGUUAAAAUUUGCCAGUGAGUUGUCAGAAGAAGCCUCGCGUAAGAUCAUGAGUUAUCUGAUGGGAAUGGCGCCGCAGAACGGACUGACAGAGUAUGGGUUCGACAAAGAAACACCGUCAGAGGAGGAUUUGUCACAGGAGCAAAAAAAUUUUCUGACGCUCUGUACACAGUUACUUUUCUACCGCCCAGCUGAGGCAAGAAGGGAUCUCUUUCCUACAUUUCUUUCCUCUUUAGGAGGAGUGCUUUUAAUUAAUCCAGACCAGCUAAAUGCUAUUGUAAACGAACAGUUAGUCAAAGCUAGUGAGGACCCUCGUUACGUUUUUUUCGCCAAUUGCAACUAUGAAGAGCAGGACUAUAAAAACUUAGUAAUUUUAUCUGAACAAUUAAACGCUGUUGUUGUUACCUGUUCAGGAGAAAAGAAAGCGUCCGAAUUUUUAAGCAACUCGCCAUGGCGUCGCACUGACGAAUUUUUCUUAAAGAAAGAAAACAUAACCCACCUUUACUUGGCUAAACUUGUAAAAGCUGAAUACAGUGGCAUUCCUUUUCUUGCCCGUGAUAUGAUUAAGGCGCUAAUACGCUUAGAGUCAACAAAGAAGUUGAACAUAAAUCCUGAAGAGUCAACUGAAGACAGCAACUGUUCUUCAAAGUAUCAUGCUCUGUCGAGGGUGAGGAAGAUUGAAACCCUUGGAGUGGACGGUUCAGAAGUGGAACAGCUGAGUGAGUUGAUGCCGUUUGUUACCGCUCCACAAACUAUAGGGGUCUGGGGUGAACCCGGUGAAGUGUACGAUGCAGAGGUGACAGAGUCUCUGCUGCGAAAAAUUCCACUUACACGCAAACUGGAGAGACUAGCACUCGAUGCUAUCAACCUAACACCAGCCACUACUGCUUCGUUCAUUUUCUCAUUGUUUCAAGAAUGUCUAAACCUGGAGUCGCUAGACAUGUCCGAGAACCCAUUACUGGGUGCAGGAGUCAGUAGCUUAGCUUCUUAUCUCAGCUGCGCUCCUCGCCUUGGGGAACUUCUGCUGUAUGAUGUUAAGAUGACACAACAACAAGUACACGAGUUGUCUACGGCAGUGAAGCAGAAUAGCAUAACUCGGCUGGAGUCUUCCUACCACGUAAGUUUGAUCACAGUUUGUUUCUUAUUCUUAAUCUACAGUGCUUAGCGCUUACCUUCCGCCAUUUUUCCUUUCUCUGUAAUUUGAAACACGAGGGUGGCUUAUUUGAAAACAAUUCUCAAACUACGUAAGUUGAAAGUAUCAUUUUAAAUUCAUUCCUUCGUAUUGAUUAAUAUAAGCUUGUCCUUCCAGAAAUGACAAACAACGAUUUGCACCAUUUGCCUUAAAAUACAUGCCCUCUCUCAAUUGCAUGCUUGGCGCUUAUCGAGAGACAUGGCUAUGAAACUUUUAGUGAAAGUCAAAAACUUAAUUACACUGAAGCUGUCUCUGCGUGCUUCGCGCCUUUUACUCCUAUCUUGAUUGAUGAUGGAGCCGGUACAAAGGUUUUAUGUUAGGUUGUAUGCAGUAAACCUGUUUUUGUUAACUUUUGAGUGCUCGUUGUUUCUACCGUCCGACGGUUUAUCACUUACAUGUACAAGAUAAAACGUUACUUUAAGAAAGUAAUAAGGCUUGACAAUCUGAGAGCCAGCGAGCCAUCUGAGCCACGGGAAACUGCAAAUACAUCAAAAAGGGUUUCUUCUUGGUUUCCCAAAUGGUAUGUGGGGUUUUGCUGUUGAAAUACUUGCAGAAUUACGCAGUCUUGGUCGACUUUCUCUGAUUAGGGUUAAGAGCUCAUUUUACUGACUAAGGGUAAGCGCUUAUUUUACGGAUUAGGGUAUAAGCACUCAUUGAUGAGAGAUGAGGGUUAAAACACUCAUUAACAGCGGUUAGCUUUCAGUUAUACUCUUUUUUCCGUAUUACUGCUUUUUCGGCUUUUUCGUAUUUUUUCCCCAUAGUUCGCAUUGUCUUAACUGAAAGUAGUUCAACUGCUUACUGUUACUUUGUGAUUCGUAACAGGAUGAUGAAGGGAAUCCUAAACCUGAACAUCAAUGGCCAUCAGAGGAUUAUUGGAAAAAAUCCUAUCCGCACGUCAGUAUCCCUGAAUCAUCAACUGAAAUACAGAACAAACAGCAGCAGGUGGGUGGUCAACUUUUGUUACAUAAAGGAAUGUAUAAUUUGCUCGAGUGUUUUUUUUGUAAUUUAUUCUGUGAAAGGUUUGAACCCAAGAUUCAUUUCAUUAGUAGAUUGAGUAUGAUCGUCCGGGUGAACGUAGUCCUGAAUGGGACUGUUGUUGUUGACAGUCACUGACAUUUCGACAACCCAUGCGGUAGUCAUCUUCAGAGUCAAAGUGAGUUGUAUCAUAUCAGUUGAUGGUAUUAAACUCUGGUUAUUGACCUGAUUGGUCAAUUAAGUCGCUACGUUAUUGGUCUGUCAGUUAAGCUUUGAUGUUAUCCUAUUCAGGACUACGUUCACCCGGACGAUCACACUCAACCUACCUAUGUAAUUUAUUCUGUCGAAUUUAAUAGACCUUUUUACCGAUUCGGCGGCCAUAUUGAAUUUAUUAGAUUUAAGGAGUAUUAUGGGAUGCCCAGGGGGUAUUUGUUCAGUAUUUAGCGCGCUUUCCGGGCAAAAAGAAAACUUCACGGUGUAUUUCUCGGGAAUAAGGCGAUCAUUAUUACAUCCAAACACGACAGGACGAUCUUUUUUUCCCAUUACAAUCUUUUUCUUAAAGAAAAAUUGUCCCGAAAAGCGCGCGUAAAUACUGAGCGAGUAUGUGGGAUCGUGCUCAUGCCCCGUAGGCCUCCCAUAGAUAAUACUCCUAAAAUCUAAUAAAUUCAAUAUGGCCGCCGUAUCGGUAAAAAGGGCUAUUGUAACGGAUUAUAGUAAGAUGAACAAAAAGAUUGCUACUUUUGGGGGUUUUAAAGGGGUUUUACUAUCGUUUGUCAUUAGGCGAAUCUCGGGAGGUAAAGGGUGUGUUUCUUAUAAUGGUUGUUAUGUUCUGGUCUGCGUUUUUGUAUCUCGUGGUCGUGGUUUUCCUUGUUUCUCCUCAUUUAAUUGGCUCAAUGACCCCUGAACAGUCUUGUUUAGAAACAAUCGAUUCGAAUUUCUUAUAAUAGUCUAACAAGUGAUUUCUUUGUUUAUUACUCUCUUCUUAAUAUUUCAGUCGUCCUAAAAUGUUUUUUCUAGUUGGCAGCCGAAAUCAUGGUCAAAACGUAACCGACGUUCGGUGGUUAGCUCGAAAGCUAAGCUCCUCUAACCACCGUACACUUCUAUCCAAGCCAUUAAUUUUCUUUUUUUUUUCCUUCUUCUUCUCCUUUAUAAGUGUAUUCCUACCAUACUAUAUAUAAUGUAAAUAUUUUAUAAAGUGUGAAUAAUAUUAUAAAUUGAAUUGAAUUGAAUUGAAUUGAACCUUCUUGUAAAGAUCUAAAAUUCUAUUUCAAAGUUAAUUCCUUCACGGGAACAUUAUAGGACUUUUUGAAAUUUUGUCGGAAACGUGCCGCUAUUUGAUUUUGUUUGGAUAAAAACCAUUUUCUUUAGAUUGGGAAAAAUUUUUGAUGUGGUUCUUUCAACGGAGGUUUGUUAUGCAAUUAAUGUAAAUGCAAAUCUGCGAGCCACGCCAAAAAAAAAAACCGUAACACAGACACGCACGUCAUACAGCGCAGCGUUGAUUUUUUUCGCCAAUGUGACUGAGGGUUACAAGUUUCAUUUCCCCAGGGAGCUGAUAUUCUAUCUUUGUAGUCUCGUUUUCUCAACUAUCGCUUAAUUAUCUCAUAAGCACAUAGCCUUUUGUUCUCUUUAUCCCUUGCAGAUUCUGGCAGAGACUCGACCCAGUGCUCACUACUCACCCUCAACUGGUGACAAUCGAAAAACCGUGGCACCAGUUCCAGUCUCUCUCUAUCCUGCUGGUAAGGUUUCUAUUUACAUGUAAUUCGAAAAUUCUACAAAUUCAGUGUUUGGUAAGUUUAACAAUUUUUCACAUCUGAACAAAUAAUUGCUUUGACUUGAGCCGGUAUUACACUUUGUGGCAAGUUUGUCAAGAUAAUUCUCUUCAUAAUCAUAAUCGCGGUAAAAAAAAUGGACUUAUAUUUACUCAUUUAUAUAUUUUUUUACUUUGAUUAUAUUUAUUCCCCAGUCUGUUUAUAGACAAAAAUAGGACUCCCCGCAGUAUAACACUAUUAUUUAUUGGACCAGGCAUUAUAACCACAAAUAGAAUUGAAAAGCAAGGUUAUAGUUGAAACAGCGAGGAAGUCUGAAAGGAAAAGUUACUUGCAAUGCUCGCAGCUUCCACCUCCUGUUCUGCAAUCGUUACUUUCUUCAAUGCGCAUUUCCCAUGUAUAUUUAAGUGAGCAUUGUGGUUCGACUGAUUGUGCAGUAUUGUUUGAUAAAGCAAUGACAUAAAAACAUUAAUUUAAAGUUUAAGUUAAAUGAUUCUUACCUUCCAUACAAUGUUUAAAAUCUAAAAAGGUAAAAUAUGAAGGUAUAGAGCGCUUACCAUUUGUACGGAAAUUUCGGUGAAAAUUUUGGUGUCAAAUGGUACUGGUAUUUUUUCUCAUUGAAAGCAGAAAUGGGAUUGCGUUGUACCAUUUAUAAAGUACUGGUUAAUUUUUCACUUUCUCUCGAGUGAAAGCCUAGCACUGGUAAUCCAGACAAGUAGUACAAAAGAUUUCGAUCGUUUCAGUAAAGUGGGAAAAAAAACCGGGGCAGGUAUUACAAAUGGUAAGCGCUCAUAGUAACAGCUCAAAUAACUUAGGAGUCAAUUAACUUAGGAGGGACACUUUGAAAGAAUUGAGGCUAGAUUUACAGAUGACUUUAGACGGGAGAGUAUUUCAUUCACUGACGUAACGUUUAAAAAUGAAAACAACUAUUGCUAGAGGUCUGCGGCCUUAGCUUAAAAUCAUGGUUCUUACAAGUGGACCUGUAAUGUCAAAAAAUUUGGGGGUGUCCACUUCAAAAUACCCAAAUAAAGUUCUGUGCAUUUGGACCAGGCUUGGACUUUCACCUCAGUUCUAAGGAAUCCCAUCUUUACUCCACUAAUCUUCGCUACUGGACUGGUAAAGAUAAAAAAUAAAUGUACUUAAUGACUAUAAGUGACAAGCCAAUCUAAAAACACCCUCGUUUCGCUGUGUCAUUAUGUUACUUCAGGGACCCUAACUGGCUAAUUUUUUUUCCUCAACAGAAGAAGCUCCUAUUCGUAAAGCGCGUCGUCUGGCAUCCCUCAGUCAAUACCCCCGUCUUCCUGUUUAUACACCGUAUUACUCCUCCCCUCAUAUCCAUCGAGCUACGUCCACCAUCGUUACACCUACACCAGGAGGGUCCUCGAGUCACAAUCGUUAUCUCGCCAGUUGUUCAGGCUUUUCUGCAGUUACUCAGGAUGAGACCAAGGUGGAGCGUUUGUCUGUUGAUGAGGUAAUGAGGGCGGAUUCAAAAAGCCAUUAUUGUUUUUAAUUAGUGGUUAGAAUAUAUCUUAACGUGGGUAGAAGUCGAUGGGGAAUGCAAAGGGGGAAUUCAGGAGUGCGGAAAGGGCAAAUAAAAUGGCGCGCCGUGCUGCUCGUGUUCUCGCCCGCCUAAAUUUCCCGUUUGUCUUCCCCCUCAAUCGCCUGCCACGCAGGCGUCAUUUAUUAAUUCUGCGAAUGACUUAAUAGAUUAGUCGCCAACUCUCGACACAUUUGUUGACAGAAAAGUUCGUCAACUCUCUGGUCUCUGAGACACCAUUAAGCUGAGGCCGUCUUUUUGAAAAACUAAUUAAAAUCAUCGCGCUUCCUUCAAAUGCCAAUCAAAGUAAAAACUAUGGGAAACUAGUUAGUACCUUGUCUAGAAAACAGAGAGCUGAUGCAAUAAAAAAGAAAUUUAACGUGAAAUGAUAUACAAGAAAACAUGCGCCUGCCGUGCAUGUGCUUUACAAAACACGCUCCGUCUAUUCACGAGUUCAUUUUCGGCAAAUAAGAUACUCCGAGGUUCAGCUUCGGUAAUCAGUAACUACCAUAGUGUCUAUCAUUAAUAUACGAUAAAUUUCUUAUCUAUUGUAUAUGUAUUUUUAUGUGGUAAUGGCAAAAUGAAUGAAUGAAUGAGUGAAUGAAUGAAUGGAAUACAAUAAAAUGAAUAAAAUGGUUGCUAUGAUUGGUUCAAUUACGCCUGAAACAAUCGUGAGUUGAAUCCUUACAUUAACAAGUGCUUUCUUUGGUUUUUGCUUUCUCCUAAUAUUUCAGUCGUAGUAAAAAAGUUUUCUUAUAGUUCAGGUUGCUUUAGUUGCCGGAAUCAUUGUCAAAACAUCAAUGGCUAGAAAUACCGUGACUAACUUUGAACGAUCUGAAAUUCUAAUUAAAAGUUAAUUCCUUUUCCGGAAGAUUGUUAGGUUUUUUCAAAUAGUGUUGGAAACGAUUUGAUUUUUUUCAAUUUGCUGGAUAGAAAACGAUUUUCUUUACACUGGGAAAAUAUGAUGACGUGGUUCUUUCUACGAGGGCUUGUUGUGCAGUUUAUGUAAAUGCAAUGUGCGAGAUACGCCAAAAAACAACAAAAACACACACACAGCGCAGCGUUGCAUUUUUUCGCAAAUGUGACCGAUCAGAAGAGGGUACAAGUUUCACUGGUUCAGAGAGCUGAUAUUCUAUCUUUGUAGUCUCGUUUUCUCAACUAACAUAAACGUUCUUUGGCUCCAUUAUAUCAUGAGCUCAUCUCCUCUUCUUCUCUUAAUCCCUUGCAGAUUCAGACUCGCGCCAGUACUCACUACUCGCCAUCAACUGGUGACGAUCGAAAAACCGUGGCACCAGUUCCAGUCCCUCUCUAUCCUGCUGGUAAGGUUUCCAUUUACUUGUAAUUCUACAAUUCUACAAAUUCUGUGUUUGGUGAGUGUUAACGACAGUUUUUCAUAUCUGAACAAAUAAUUGCUUUGACUAAAGCCGGUGUUACACUUCGUGAAAAGUUUGUCAAAAUCAAAAUUCUCUCCAUAAUUAUAAACACGGUAAAAAAAAUUGGACUCGUAUUUACUCAUUUAUAUUUAUUUUACUUGGAUUUUAUUUAUCCUUCAGUCUGUUUAUAGACCAAAGUAGGACUCCGCGCAGCAUGAACACUAUUACUUAUUGGACCAGGCAUUAUAAACACACUGAAUAGAAUUGAGAAGCAAGGUUAUAGUUGAAACAUGGAGGAAGUCUGAAAGGAAAAGUUACUUGCAAUGCCCGCGCCAUCCACCUCCUGUUCUUUAAUCUUUACUUUCUUAAAUGCGCAUUUCCCAUGUAUAUUUAAGUGAGCAUUGUGGCUCGACUGAUUGUGCAUUAUCGUUUGUUAAGGCAAAGUAAUAUAAACAUUAAUUUUGAGUUUAAUGAUUCCGUACCAUCCAUACGAUGGUGUAAAAUCUUAAAAGGUAAAAGGUGCAGUUAUAGAGCGCUUGCCAUUUAUACGGAAAUUUCGGUGAAAAGUUUUGUGCAAAUGGCACUUUUUUUUUUGCAUUUAAAAAAGGAAUGGGAUUAAGUUGUAUCAUUUACAAAAUACCGGUACAUUUUUUGCUUUCCGCUCUCGAGUGCUAGCACUGGUAAUCCAAACAUAUGGUACAAAAGAUUUCGGUCAUUCCGGUAAAGUAGGGAAAAAAUACCUAGGCGGGUAUUACUUUUUUUUCCGACAAAAUUCCACCGGAAUGAACCUUUCCAUUUGAAUUCUCCCCAGAAUUACCAGAUUUCCUUACAAAUGGUAAGCGCUCAUAGGAGCAACUCAAAUAACUUAGGAGGCGAGGGACACUUUGAAAGAAUUAAGGCUAGAAUUACAGAUAACAUAAUUUAGACCAUUCACUGAGGUAACGUUUAAAAAUGAAAAUAAUUAGUGUGAGAGGUCUGCGGCCUUAGCUUAAAAUCAUGGUUUCUAUGAGUUUGUGGUGGACCUGUAAAGUAAAAAAUUUUGGAGGCGUCCACUUCACAAUACCCAAAUAAAGUCCUGUGCAUUUGGAUCAGGCUUAGACUUUGCGCCCCAGUUCUAAGGAAUCCCAUUUUUAUUCCACAAGUCUUCGCUACUGGUAAAGAACAAAUAUAGUUGUACUUAAUGACUAUAACUGAUAAGCCGAUCUGCAAACACUCUUGUUUCGCUGUGUCAUCAUGUUACUUGAGGUGAUCCUAACUGGCUACUUUUUUUGUGCUCUACAGAAGAAGCUCCUAUUCGUGAAGCGCGUCGUCUGGCAUCCUUCAGUCAAUACCCCCGUCUUCCUGUUUAUACACAGUAUUACUCCUCCCCUCAUAUCCAUCGACCUACGUCCACCAUCGUUACACCUGGAGGGCCAUUGAGUAGCAAUCGUUAUCUCGCCAGUUGUUCAGGCUUUUCUGCAGUUACACAGAAUGACCCCAAGUUGGAGCGUUCAUCUGUUGAUGAGGUAAUAAGGGCGGAUUAACAAAGCCAUUAUUGUUAUUAACUAGUGGUUAGAAUGCAUCCUAACGUCCGUAGAAGUCGUUUAAAGGGGAAUGGAAAGGAGGAAUUCGGGUGCGCAAGAAGCGCAAGUGACGCGCACUACCCUUCGUGUUCUCGUCCGCCAACCUAAAUCUCCCUUUUCCCUUCUCCUUCGAUCGCCUGUCAUGUGGGAGUAAUUAUUUACUACUGAGAAGGCCUUUAUGGAGUCGCUGACUCGCUAACAAAGUUGUUGAUAGAAGAGCUCGUUUGCCCGUUGGUUUCUGGGACAUGAUUAUUUCAUUAAGCUUAGACCCUCUUCUUAAACAACAACUUUCGCGCCUCUUUCAAAUGCCAAUCAAAUAAAAAACUGCGAGAAACUCGUUAAUACCUUGUUGAGAAAAUAGAGAAGUGAUGCGAUAAAAUAGAUAUUUACUUUACGUUGAAAUGAGAUACCGAAGAAAAUUCCGGCACCCGUGCAUGUACUUGUCAAAACACUCUUCGCGUGUUCACGAGUUUAUUUUCUCCAAAUAAGCCACUCCGAGAUUCAGCUUCUGUAAUUAGCUUUUACCAUAUUUUUGUUCCUCCUUUUAAUUGUUGUACUAAAAUUUGGAAGCUGUUUUAUAGUUGUAGUUCGUAAAUUAAUCCAUACGGUCGCGCGGAAGCUGAAUCGAGGUUUCCUCCUUGGUACUCCGCUCCCCUAUCUUUGACCUCAGUUCAGCUUUCGCGCGGCGCGGUUGUAAGUAUCUACUUAAUAAACCACAAACGCUUAAAAAACACACAAACAAGAAGAGAAGUAUCGCCGACUUUUGCGCUACAUGUUUUAUAUAGAAAACAAUUGAUGAAAGUUACUACAGUAACGCAGGUUGUAUAUUUCAACGCCUUGAUAAAUUUCCAAGCUUAUAACAACGAGUGCGAUUCGUUAUAAGCGGGAUUACCGAGAACUGUUAGAGAUACACGCUAAACAAGUUUUAGAAGGCGCGGAUCUGCGUAUUCAAGAUUAAAGGUUAUCGAAUAUGAUAUCCAUCCCUUGCCAAAAUUAGCUGGAUUUUCGAAAAAUGCCUUUGAAGACGACUUUAGACUGUAGUCUAUUACUCGGCAGAGUCUGCUAGAGCCACUGCGAACGUUGGGGUACUCAAAAUAAACAAAAACACGUUAAUAGCGCGAUUUAUCGGCAACGUUCCUCCUGUGUCAUUUUACUGGAAAUUUAAAUCGUCACAGCAGUGCUUAUGAUCGUGAUACUUGUAGCGUACAAUGUAAAUACACUACCUACAGAACUGAUAAGAUCAGAAGCUGUUGUUAAUGUUUCCGCAGGAAACGUGAGCGUGAAAAUCUCUUCCCGGAGUUCCCUUACUAGGUGGCGCGAGUAAAUGCACGCCCGAAGUUGCCCAAAGUACACUUCGACAACAACGACUAUAUGCCGUUUUCAUAUCGGGUAACUUCGGACCGAUCCGAAGAUCGUCUACAACGACUGAGUUACUCUUUUGCAUAUCUUAACCGCCUGCCCAGCAAUAACUUCGUGGAAUACACUUCGGGUAUUCACGAGUUUAGAGGGAUCAUUUAUGAAAAUAUUAUUUUUAUUUCACUUUAGAUAUACUAUUAUGCGCGACCAUUUUAAAUUGCCUAAUAAGCCAUUUCCGAGUCUCAAAAGCUCUCACUUCCAAAACGAGGCUAAGUGCAAACACUAUUUUUGUGCAAAUGCGAUUUUUUUUGCAUGAGAAUAAAAUGGCUUUCAUAUCAAUGGCUUUGUACUUAGCCUCGCUUUGAAACAGAGACUUGGGAAAUUUCGGAAAUUGCUCAUCACAAAUUCCAACACAGUAGACAAAAUCAGUAAGUGUACGCUUACUCUGUCCUCAGAAGCUUACAUACGAACACUCAUACUACAUCGUACAAUUUUAUCCUUUGCAGAGGUUCAACCUUCCCAGCACAUCUUUUAAAGCACAUGAUGAACCAGGUCCUUUACAAGGUCGGUUGUAAAUAAUAAUUUUAAAUUACCUAAAUACGAUCUCAUAUCAUACCUGCCUUGCGCAGAACAUAAUCAGGACAGAAGGGCACGAGUCCAAACGGUGCUGUAACGUCUUAGCGUCAAGGUCAGAUAAUAUAAAGGAUAGCCUAAUCACCCACGACUGCAAAGUGUGAACGAGCUUUUUUGGCGAUGACUCACUCAGACCACCUUUUCUGAGAACGCGAUCGUUUAAGUGUUCUUUGAAGGAAUACAACCCAAACUCUGCCACCAGAAUGUGGUUAUCUGCCGAAGCAUAUUCGAGUACUUACCUUAUUUGCAAGAACUUUGCUUGCAAAGUGAUGUUCACUGUGUCACCAUAUUAUUUUUGGAAUCUUAAUUUGUACCUUUUUUCUGUACAGUCCGUUUUGCAACUCCUACUCAUAGAGCGCAUGGAUUUAGCCACGGCCUGUCACCCUUCAGUCAAUACCCCCAUCGUCCUGUUUAUCCGCAGUAUUACUCCUCCCCUCAUAUCCACCGAGCCACGUCGACCAUCUUUACACCUGGAGGCUCCUUGGGUAGCAAUGUCGCGAGUUGUUCGGGCCUUUCUGCAGUGACACAGGAUGAGACCAAGUUGGAACGUUUGUCUGUCGAUGAGGUAAUGAGGGCGGAUUCACAAAGCCGUUAAUGUUUUAGUCAGUGUUUAUAAUUCAGUUUAGCCUACGUGGAAGUCGUUCAAAGCGGAAGAAAAGGUUAGGGUUAAUGUUACCACAAGUCACACGUGUUAGUGGAUAUAUAUGUUAUGAUGAAGACAACGUCAACUUGUUGGUCACUGGGACAUUCUACAGCGUAGGUCCGCUUUUGGUAAGGCCUUAAAAUGUUAUUCGAUUACUAUUUAUACUGAAAAUAAUUUAUUUUGUUUCAACUCUUGGAGUACUGUUAGCGACUACUUUAAAUCGUAUAGUUCAGAGUUUCCAUACAGCAUUGAUUGAGUUUACGGUUAGUCUGUGCCGAAAGCCUAUAGAGCGUUUUCACUCACGUGAUGAGUAGCUAUACAAAUUUACUGGAAAAAAGAAAUUUUUUACAGAAGAAAAAGGUUCAAUUCCCACAGGACUGAUUUGAAACUCCAACAUGGCCGCCGUUUCAUUGGUUUAGUACACCAAUAUGGCGGACGUGACGUCAUGUGGCAAAGUUCUAUACGACGAUCACUCAAACCACUUCGCACUUGUUGAUCCUUUGCAGAGUUUGAAUCUUCCCAGCACAUCUUCCAAAGUACAAGAUGAACCAGGGUCUUUACAAUUACAAGGUUGGUUGUAAGCAGUUAUUUAAAAAAUAUCAAAAUACCACCUUACAGUAUACUUCUUUGCUCCGGUCGGUUUGUUCAAAAACCUGUGAGAGUCGUCAGCAGUAGAGAUUGCAGCAAAGAUGUACCAACUUCGGAUUAAGUGGAAGCCUGUGCCUUUACCAUAAAAAGCGAUAAACGUGCCUGCCUUUUGUUUCAUAUCCAGGUGAUGCAGACCCUCCGCGAAAAGGAAAGAAAAGAAAAAAACACAAAACAUAUCGGAUGACUGAAGGUGCGCUAAAAGUCAUUACGAUUAGUUUAAUCCAUACAUCUAUGGCAAACGUCGCCUCAAGGAUGUUUUUUGUUCCGUGUGACUCGAUUAAAUCGAGAAAAUAUUAAUAUUUUUUCCCAAAGAUUUAUGGACAGUGGAGAUUUAUGAUAAACGCAAUGAAUCAUUCCUUAUAUCCGUUGCUUUUUCAUCAGGUGUUGAGGAAGCUUCGCCAAAGAAACAUAAACGAAAAAAGCACAAAACACAUCGAAGAGAUGAAGGUACGCUGAAAGUCUUGACAUAAAUUGAAAUCAAUAGUUUGUAACAGAACCUUUCUUUUGAGACCUUUACAGUCAAGGACGGGGACGCCUACAAGGACGAAAUUUGAUUCAAAGUUUUAGCGCGUAUUGUCAAAAAAUAGCUACCCCGGAAAGCUUCAUUUUUCUUUUUUCCGCCGGAAAAGUUGGCACUAUUACUUUUAGUGAGCGAGGUUAAGCCCUCUUCCGAUCCUAAAAUAAUAGAACUUCUAACACUUGAUGUCUUGUUCCCGCCACUAUACCAUUCUCGCUAAAACCCGUAGUAGAAUUUCGAUGGCUACCACGUUUUCCCGCCAAAAUGACGCCGGUUCACGUGCGUUCACCACUUAGUAUUGAGAAAAUCUCGUCUAGUUGUCGGUAUCGUCUGAGAACCUAAAGGUCCCUUUAUUUUCGUUCAUGAAACCUGGUAUCAAUCAUUUCAAAAAGAUUUGUCAAAAGAUCACCAAUGCAUCGAAGGCUAACCCCUGAUUUAGUGGAACUUUAUUUUAGUAAAGUCUUAAGGAACCAUAAACAGAAACAUAAUUGCUAGCAAUUUAUGAACAACCAGUUAAUUUUUUACGGUUGUCCUUUUGUACAUGAAGGCGACAAAGAACCUAAGUGGAAGAGACAAUCAAGAGAAACGCAAGUGCUGAGGGCCGUUAGGUUCAUGGAUAAACCAAAAGUUUAUACCAUUGAUUGGGCCAUUUCUUAGUUCCAACAACACAGGGUUUCGUAUUUUCGUGGUUUUUUAGCCGGCAAAAAUGAAAACUUUCCCAAAGUGUGCCUUAUGUCUCAAUGCCAAACCUUUCUUUCAUAUAAAAAUGAGUUUUAUUUGUCUGGAAGUGAAAAUCGAUUUUUAUAUGAAAGACGUCACACUAACCCUCUUCCUGAGAAAAAGGCAAAAGGUUAACGCGGAAAUGCCCUAUUUAGAAUCAAACACACGAAAAUAAUUUUUAUUUAUUGUCUUUCUACUGAAAUCCCAACAGUAACGGUCCCUACGUAUAUACCAGAGUAGCGUUUCCCUCGGUUACCGUGCUAAAAGUUUCUUUCCGGCGUAGUUUAAGUAUGUACAAAGUCGUUCGCACCGCUGACAUUCGCGGUUAUUGGCUCGUUUACGUCCCGAAAAAUAUUUCUUUCGGGGACUUCAACAAGUUACUGCGUCGCAAACGACUUCUUACAUGCUAAAAAAACGACGCCAUUGGACUGCUACCUCUACUGCCGUUACUUUCGAGGUUCUACGGUGAGGACUUAUUUCACUCCGUGUAAUCCGCUACCAACAUGGUCAAGCAGUAAAUAAACAGAUCUGUUGUAAGACCUGACAGCUGGCCAGUAUGGGUGGCUGCAGAACAGGCUUACCAACCUCUGUUUAGGUUUAUAACCAAGUGUUAUAUAAAUUAAAUUAAAGACUUUCAUUUGUCUUUUUGGGCAAUGUAGGCGGCGAGAAAUCACCCCGGAAUAGAGAGAAAAGACAGCAGCAUAAAGCGCAUCAGGUGACUCACGGUAAGUUGAGUCAAUAGGUUUCUUUAAAUUAAUCGUUUAAAACAAAACUUUUCUUUAUUUUUUCUAUCAAACUCUCUGUCAGUUAAUAAAAGAGUGGAAGCACAGUCUUACCAACCUGUGAUUGAGUGGAAGCCUCAACACUAUUAAGUCGAGUACAAACAAUUAAAUCCUUCCAAUCGUUUUUUUUUUCCUCAAUCUAGGCAACAAAGAAUCUCCACAGAGAGAAAUGAAAGCAAAAAAGUGUGAAGCGCAUCAGGUGACUGAAGGUAUGCUAAUGAUUAAAUUUCUAUAAACCAAAGUUUAUAAAAGUACAUGGCUUUUCUUUGUUUCUUGAUACUUGAUAUCAAAGAAAAAGGAUUUGUUCAGUUUGCUCGGUUACGUUGACUGGACGCGUGUGAUUUUACUUGACCCGUGAAAUAGGAAGUAGAAUAGUAUGCGCUAUUAUGCACUAACUCUAUUGCGUUCUUUUGCUUGCCAGUAGCUGUAUUGCACUAGUUGCUAUUCUCUGUUUCACGGAUCAAGUAAAAUCACUCUAAUGACAUCUGUUUGUUGAACUGAAUCCUUAUGUUCUUCGUCUCAUUGCUUUCUGUAGGUGACGAAGAACCUCUACAAAAGAAAAUCAAAACAGAAUAGUAUUAAUCAGAGCGAAUGACUAAAG
Messenger RNA from Porites evermanni, 19751 nucleotides. The record is from the annotation of a GenBank genome assembly. NCBI's taxonomy places the organism in Eukaryota, Metazoa, Cnidaria, Anthozoa, Scleractinia, Poritidae.